Messenger RNA from Mycetomoellerius zeteki, 1190 nucleotides. RefSeq names its product DNA polymerase beta. The transcript is spliced from 6 exons. Bases 177 to 1190 code for a protein of 337 amino acids. Gene Ontology annotation, cellular component: nucleus. NCBI's taxonomy places the organism in Eukaryota, Metazoa, Arthropoda, Insecta, Hymenoptera, Formicidae. The record is from RefSeq and is a predicted model, not a curated record. Gene Ontology annotation, biological process: double-strand break repair via nonhomologous end joining; base-excision repair. Gene Ontology annotation, molecular function: DNA binding; DNA-directed DNA polymerase activity.
CGGCGCUUUUGAUCUUCAAACACAAAAGCAUUCCCGCCUGCCGGUAUGCCAAUAACCUUAAAAGGUUAUUCCGUCGCAGUAAACAAAAUAAAUAUCGUUCGUCGAAUGUAAAAUUAAGAAGUGACAAACUGAAUCGAUUAUUUCCACGAAAUCUAUAUCGUGUUCUCUUCUGCAUAAUGGGUAAGAGGAAGGCCACGGGCAAUGCAAACAAUCCAAAUCAGGACCUGUGUGAUUUUUUGAUGGAACUGGCAGAUUAUGAACGUAAUGUCAGUAAGAAUAUUUACAAAUACAAUGCAUAUCGCAAAGCAGCUGGAACAUUAAGUGCUUUGACGGAGAGAGUUAAGAGUGGAGAAGAGGCGAAAAAGUUACCUGGAAUAGGAGUAAAAAUCGCAAAGAAGCUAGAUGAAUUUCUUCAGACUGGAAAACUGCAAAAGCUGGAAGAUAUCAAGAAGGAUGAUACUAAUGUUGCCAUUAGUCUAUUAGCCCGGGUAUCUGGAAUAGGUCCUGCCAAGGCAAAGGAAUUAGUGGAAGCUGGUAUCAAGACUUUGGAAGACCUUAAGAAGCAUCAAGAUAAGCUUACACAUCAUCAGAAACUGGGAUUGAAGUAUUUUGAUGACUUUGAGAAGAAAAUACCAAGAGCAGAAAUUGUACAAAUAGAGAAGAUAUUGAAAAACGCCAUCAAGGAGCUAAAUAGUGCUUAUCUCGUAACUAUCUGUGGGAGUUACAGACGUAACAAAGAGGAAAGUGGAGAUAUCGAUGUUCUUGUAACUCAUCCUAAUUAUAUAUCAAAAGCAAAAGAUGAAAAAAAGAAGGCCAUAUCAUUGAAAAUAAUUGUUGAGUGUCUUGAAAAGAAAAAACUGAUUACAGAUACAAUAUCUCUUGGCUCUACUAAAUUUAUGGGAGUAUGUCAGUUACCAGAAGAUAAAAGCAAGCCUUUCAGACGAUUAGAUAUACGUCUUACAUUUCACGAUCAAUAUUAUUGCGCCAUACUUUAUUUCACAGGAAGUGAUCUGUUCAACAAGAACAUGAGAGCUCAUGCAUUGGAAAAGAAAUAUACUUUGAAUGAAUACGCACUAAAGCGUCUUACAAUCGAAGGUCGUCCAGGAGAAGCUGAAAAAAUUACAUCUGAAAAAGAUGUUUUCAAAUUCCUAGGUUUACCCUAUAAAGAUCCAAAAGACAGAAAUAUAUAA